Molecule: messenger RNA, 5283 nt
Organism: Paramuricea clavata
Lineage: Eukaryota; Metazoa; Cnidaria; Anthozoa; Malacalcyonacea; Plexauridae
Source: the annotation of a GenBank genome assembly
AUGGAGGAGGAGGAGACUGUUAUAUCAAGUUGGCAACAAUCAGAUUUCCCAAAAGAUCCGAAUGGCAGUUUUUCCAGGACGAUCAAACGUGGGUCGAGCAAGGAAAAUAUUGAUAUGAAUGCAUGGCUAAUAGAACAAGACAGCAAGCUUACUAGUAAAAUAAAAUCUGAAGAUGAUGAGAUCAUACUAGAUGAUGAGUCAUUAUCUAGGCUUAUAGAAGGAGAUUUGAAAAGUGAGUGAUUUAAUUUAUAGGUAUUGGGUAUGUCCGUAUGUGAGUGGAAUGAUUGCAUCACCAAGCUGGCCUGCUUGUCAGCUCAGCAUAAUUGUUUGGGCUGUGCCACUGUAGACUGCAAACUGUCGCUUUAUCAUCCUUUGUUUUCCUUCCACCAAUCUCGGUUCACAAGUGAAGGAAAGUACUGGGACUGUUUGCAGUCCAGUGACAGCCGACAGGGAAUCUGUCGAUAAUAAUAGAAUGCUGAUAUAGAGAUACGACAUUUUAUUGUAUCACUACUACUACGAUACAUUGAAUAAUAAACCAGAUCAGGACACUCCUACAAUCCCAGUACGAGUAUCCCCAGAAAAAGUUAAUAUAUUAUCCAAUGGUUACACCAUCCCCACCUCCGCCAAUGUCUAUCAAAUUAAAACACACAUAGAAAAUCUGCACACAUGCCUGCCAGACAAGCAUAGAUCCACCCCCACGAAAAUAAGUCAAGUAAAGGAUGCAGAGGGUGCUCUUUGUCAGCAUUGACCAACACACAAGCUAAUUUAUUUAAUAUAUAGCAUUCCAUAGACAGAUUUUCUGGAAGGGGAUGCACACCCCCCAAAAUAUUUUGCACCUCCUCAGAACAUUCUCACACCCCAUGUAGAGAAAUUUGCACACACACACACCCUCCAGAAAUUUAAAUGCUCAUUGGACUAAAUGACAGAAGUAUGAUUGAAAUAACAAUUUUGAACUAAGUAAGACUAAAAACAAGGAUUUUGAACUACAGUAAACGCUUCAUACAGGACAUAUAGGCAAUGAACAACUGUCAAUAACACCAUAAUUGCAUUGCAAUAGGAUUAAAUAGGUUAAACUGUACUCGUCUGUACCAUUUUUUCAGGUGAUGAAAAACAUGAAUCCUUUAACAGAUCAAGAAAACCUAAGCCAAAACCUCGACAUGAAACAAGAUUUUUAAAUACCGAAAAUCAACUAGCCAAUGACUCGACUGAUAAAUUGUUUUCAGACAGAAAAGACAAAGCAGAGAAUUUGUUUUCAGACAAAAAAGACAAAGCAGAGAAUUUGUUUUCAGACAGAAAAGACAAAGCAGAUAAAUUAUUUUCUGGCGUAAAAGACAAAGCAGAUAAAUUAUUUUCUGGCCGAAAAGAUUCCCCAGACAAAUUAUUUUCUGGUGAAAAAGUAAAAGAGAAGAAUGAUGACACGAUCACAUCACCAAGGCCAGUUCCACGUCCUCGUUCAAAACCAAGAGAAAAAGAUCACGAAAAUAAGGAACUGAAUGAAACAACAGACUCUAACAAGGUAACUGCUGAUCAGCUUUUUGAUUCAAUGGGAAAGAACAGUAAAAGUGUCUCGUUUAGUGAUGUCAACGCCAGUAAAGAUUCAACAAGGAGAGGCUCGGAAUCACGUGACAAAAAAUCUAACAAUGAUAGAAACUCUAGCAAUGAAAGAAUUCCACCAAAGAAGGCUCCAAGGAGUCCGAGAAAUAAACUGAACUCCAGUAGUCCACGGAAAGGAAAAUCCUUAGAUGAAAGUGAUUCAGAACAAAGAACUUCAGAAUAUAAAAAACGCCCACAGCCUCCGCAAAGGCGUCAUGACAGAAAGUUCUCAGAAAAUAACAGUUCAACAGCAGAUCAUGAUUCUGGAAGUCACAGAAUUUCGGAUGGUAUGGAAUUAUUUCAUGGUCGGGAUGGUAGUGAUACACAACACCAAAAACAUUUCAGAGAUGAUCCUUCGAGAGGUGAUAGUUCUAGAGAAUUUAAACAGAAGAUGCGUGAUGACACAAUGUCUGAAAGUCGAGCCAAGGAACGGAGAACUCCAAGGCGGGAAGGUGAAACUCCAAGGCGGGAAGGCGAAGCUUCAAUUAGGCGCCAAGGCGGAACUCCUAGAUGGGAACAGAAGGAACACGAGAAUUAUGGUUUUAGUAGGAAAAGCGAGGGUUAUUCUAGAAGUAGACACGACAGGUAUGAAGAUACGAAAGAACGUGAUAGGAAGGGAAAUGUUACAGACAUGUUUGAAGACCAUGUACCAGUCAGCAAUGAAAUUGUCCUAGACGAUGAAGAAGACAGAACUCACCAUCACAGCAGACGCCUGACAGGUAGGCCUAAUAUCUUAUAGAGGUUGUAGUUUGUGCCGAAUAUGUGACGGUCAGGCCGGUUCGAAUAGUUGAUAUUUCGGAGCUUGGUCUAGUUUCUUCUAUAUGUGUCUCAGUACCUUAUGAUUUUAAACCUAACAUUUGAUUAUUAGAUAAGAACCGGUGAGUUCUAUUUGAUAACGCUAUCCAAUCGAGUGAGAGUUAUAUCUUUUUUAUCCUCCCCUAUAAGAAACUGCUUGUUUUAGUAUUGACCAAUUAAGACGAAAUCUUGUUUGAUUUCUUUUAAUUUCCCAAUGAUCUUAGCUAUACUAUGUUUACUACCGUAUAUCAAUAGCUUGAAAAGCAACUAAUUCUUAAUUAUAAUACAAAAAAAUUCUUAAUUAUAACAUUUAGCUUAUAUUGUCUUGAAGGUACGGAAAACAAGGGAAGAUCUCCCAUGAAAGCCCAAAAAUCUUUGAAUGAAAUGGCAAAGUCUCCAGAUAUGUAUAACUUCAAGUAUGAAAGCAGAGAUUCGCCUCAAAAUGACACCUUUUCAAGAAGUAAGGGAAGAUCUUCCUCGUUAACGGAUUUGAAUAGCUGGAAAAACUCUCAGUUUGAUCAGGAAGAGGAGAGUCUGGAUAGCUCUAGAUCUGGAUUUACCUCCUCACGCGGUAUCAGAGAUGCUGUCUACGCAGAGUGGCUGCAGAAGAAACGGGGAAAAUUGAAGGAAGCUGUUAGGAAGAAAGUGGAAGAACAGAAGAAAGAAGAAGAAAAGAUCAAGGAAAAACAAGAGAAGGAAAUACUGGUAAUGUUCAAAACAAAUUCGUAAUUACACUACACAACUUUUGCCUAAAACUGUCGCAUGCAAACCUGCUUACAACUUGAGUUGUACUGAGUGUGUAAAUCAAGCGUACAACUGGCGGACUGGCCUACGUUGUCGUAAGCAGGUUGCAUGCGACAGUUUUAGGCAAAAGUUGUGCGUCAGUCGGCCUUAACAAAUAAGCUCAAUGGCAAUGCUCUGGAGCAAGAGAGCGACUAGGCAUUUUGCCCUGGGAUACUUACUGGAGCUAGUUUGUCGAAUAUUUUGGUAAUAUUUAAACAAUUGUACUGAUUAUCUCGUAGAAACAGAAAAACGUGCACGAAAGUUUAAGAAAAAUUUCAAAUGUCUCAAAUUCCUUACCCCUGCCUUAAGAUCGCUAACCAUGCACAAACGCAUUUGAAGGUAAGUUUUACAAGUUUUUGAAAGUUUCGGCAAAUUUUUAGCAAAUUCAUGCAUCAGCCUUCAAUUUUAGUGCACAAAUUGUCCUAAAUUCGAACAACCAACAAUUAACCUCAAAAUAUGACUUGAAGUUUGCAGUCUGUCGUACACGUCAAUCUUAUUCUUAACCUCUCUAAAAAAUAUUUAAGACAUUGGCACUGAUUAUCUUAGCGGAAACAGUAAACUAUUUCACUGGACUGUCUUUUAAGUUGGUUCGUCCAAUCCUCCCCAGGUUGUAUUGCCAUAUACUAUUAUCAAAGGUGUUUACAAUACAUAAUAGAGGUUGGACGGUAUUUUAAGGGAGAAAAAGGACUAUCUUACCUCUGGGUAAUUAUUCUCCACUAUACUUGCGAUUUCGUCUGUAGUUUAUGGAAUAUGGGAGAUACUUCUAUUCAAAUCCUCGACUAUAUCAGAAAUCACUCUAGAAAAACAAAUUGAUUUCAGAGCAACGGGUCGGCUAGAUGCGUCUUGCUUUUGCAUAUUUCAGGCAAAGAAAGCUUUUGAAGCAUGGAGUUCAAAGAAAGAGGUCGUGAUUAAAACUGAAGUGAAAAAUAAGAAAGAAAUUAAAAACAAAGAAUUAGACGAGAAGCGAGAGAAGGUUAUCAAGAAACAGGACGCUAAGAAAUUCUUUGAAUCGUGGAAAAGUAAAAAAGACGUAGUGUUGAAGGACAGUUAUAAAGACAAGAAAGCCAAAGAACGAGAAGACAAACAAAGGAAAAUUGAAGAUCAUAAAGAGAAGAUUGAAAUAGCGAAGAAAGCUUUCGAUAAAUGGUAAAGGCAUGAAGCCAUUUAUAAAAGUAAUGCCUAAUGGUUGUGGAAGCAUUGUUUCCUAACUACGUUUCCCCAAGGUGGCUAACCCAGAUUACGAGUUUCCGCCAUCCAUUCCUUUAAUUUUUUUUCAAUUUUCGUUGCAAGGAAAUCACAAAAAGACGAAGAACUGAAAGAGGAGAGUCGGAGUUCCAGACAAGCAGACAAAUUGAAAACAAAAUAUGAAAAAGAAGCGGAGAUGGAAAAACGUCAAGAAUGUGAAAAAACUUUCGAAGAAUUUCUUCGAAAGAAGGGAACGGGCAAGAGAGCUCCUCCGAGUCCAACUCUCACACAAAGGUAAGAUUGUGAUAUAAUACACAAUGUCACAAAUCAUGUUGCGACGUCCAACUGCAAGUCAAAAUGUCUGUCUGACCUUGCCAAAAUGCGACAAUUAAAUACAAACGUAAUCGGUAGUACCUUUGCCUAAACGGGUUACAAAAAAUGGGUUCAGUCUGAAUCUAUUUUCGUGGAAGUGACAAAAAAGUGAUACGUGGUCGUGGCGAGUUGUUGUUUGUAUAAAAUGUUUUCUUAGACCGCCUAUGGGAUCGCUUGCCUGGGUAACUGCCUGCCCUCUCGCGUCAUUUCACAAACGCAGUAGCAACGUCGAAGUAAGUGUAUUCGUUGUAAAGUCUAUUGUUAUUUUAUUUUAUUUUUAGGGCAUGGUGUCCGGGAAGUUUAACUCGAGGUACUAAUCUCAUACCAGAGAAAGUUAAACCUGUCAUUGCACCACCGGCAUUAAACAGGUCUAGAUCAUUUUCUGGGACGACUAGAAAUAUGGUAAGGUACUGUAUAGGUAAACUCAUGAUAAAUGUAUAUAUACGGUGGGCGGCUUCUAUUUGGAGAUUUGUGAUAAUACAUUGCAAUAUGAAUUACGUGUUCUUUCUGUAGAUGUCAUUUAACGCAACCAAGAGGUCAAGUAGAGGAUGGUAA